This is a messenger RNA of Anthonomus grandis grandis, 2049 nucleotides long. Its product is annotated as major facilitator superfamily domain-containing protein 1-like. The coding region runs from base 268 to 1776 and encodes 502 amino acids. The transcript has 11 exons. NCBI's taxonomy places the organism in Eukaryota, Metazoa, Arthropoda, Insecta, Coleoptera, Curculionidae. Gene Ontology annotation, cellular component: lysosome. The record is from RefSeq and is a predicted model, not a curated record. Gene Ontology annotation, molecular function: transmembrane transporter activity. Gene Ontology annotation, biological process: transmembrane transport.
AUGAAUCCCCAUCUCAUAACAAAGAUAAAGAAAUUUCAAUAAUUACAGUACAAAAACACAAUAGAAUUUCCACCUUUUUUUUUAAUUUAUUAUAUUACUACUAUUAAUUGAUAGAUUAGGUUCUUAUCGGUGUACCCGCAUGUCCCAUCUUAAUUCUGUUUAAUAAAUUCAGUCAUAAUCCUCCAAUGACGUUAAUGUUUGUUAGUUAGUUAAUUUAAAUUUUUUUUUAUUAUUGUUUUUGUUUUUUGGUUAAUUUAUUUAAGCACUAUGGACGGGGGGCCCAAUAUUCAGAUCAGGAACGACGAGACCUGCUGUGACAAAUUUUAUUUCCUUUGUUGUCACCCUAGCGGAAAGGCCCACAGGUUCAUCGCUUUGGUUUUUAUGUGUUUUUUGGGUUUCGGUUCCUACUUUUGCUAUGACAACCCCAGUGCCCUCCAUAAUAAUUACGAGAAGGACCUUAACCUGACAGAGACCCAGUUUACCGCUUUAUAUUCAGUUUAUUCUUGGCCCAAUGUUAUCAUGUGCUUCAUUGGUGGUUUUUUAAUUGAUAGGGUAUUUGGGAUCAGUUUAGGAACGAACAUUUUUAUGGGCCUAACGUUUGCUGGUCAAUUGAUCUGUGCCUAUUCAGCUUAUGCUAAUUUGUAUUGGCUGAUGUUAAUUGGACGGUUUGUUUUUGGCCUAGGAGCAGAAUCCUUGGCUGUUGCCCAAAACAAUUAUGCGGUACUCUGGUUCAAAGGCAAAGAACUAAACAUGGUGUUCGGACUUCAAUUAAGUUUGGCAAGGGUGGGCAGUACCGUUAAUUUUUGGGUUAUGGAACCGAUUUAUAAUUGGGUGGCAGAGAGGGUUAGCGGCACCCACAUAUUAGGCUUGGCAUUGCUUAUUGCUGCCAGCACAUGUUUGCUUUCUAUGGCGUGUUCCCUUAUUCUGGGUUUUAUGGACAGAAGGGCGGACAGGAUACUGAGAAGAAGCGAGAAUAUGAACACGGAAAUCGUUAGGAUAACCGAUAUGAAGGAUUUUAAAAUGCCUUUUUGGUUGGUUUCCUGCAUUUGUGUCAGCUACUAUGUCGCAAUUUUUCCUUUUAUCAGUAUUGGGCAGGCAUUUUUCGUGGAACGUUUCCACAUGUCCCCAGACGACGCCGACAGGAUUAACAGCCUGGUUUAUUUAAUAUCCGGGAUCGCAUCCCCCGUCACCGGUUUACUAAUCGAUAAAGUGGGAUUGAACAUCCUCUGGAUCUUGAUUUCUGUGGUGGCCACCGUUGUGGCACAUUUACUGUUAGGAUUCACCGCCGUAAAUCCAUACGUGGGAAUUUCUAUGUUAGGUUUGGCCUAUUCGGGAUUGGCCAGCGGUUUGUGGCCUCUAGUAGCAUUAAUUAUACCCGAGUAUCAGCUAGGGACGGCAUACGGAGUGUGUCAAGCUGUCCAAAACUUAGGCCUUGCGGUGAUAUCCAUAAUAACCGGCUGGAUUAUUCAAACGUGGGGUUACACGGUUCUCAGCGAGUUUUUCCUCGGCAGCCUAUUAGUUUCUUUGGCCUUCACUGGCAUCCUCCUGAUACUGGACCAGCGUCAACAAGGCAUUUUAAAUUUGACUCCGGCCGGCAGGCGGCGCCACCAAGAAGUUCUUUUAAAUGACGUGUUGGAAAGGCAACGAUUGUUGGCGACAGAAGAAGCGUCUGUCAGAACUGACCCUAUAAACGAGAUUAUCAACUCGGACGCGGCCGAUCCUGAGGAUGAUCGCUAUCGAAACCGGUACUUGAGUAGCGUGGGAGCUGACCAUUAAACCAGCUAAAGACUGAUGACCUGUGGGGCAUUUGACAACAAAAUUCGUUAUAACAAUAAAAAAUGUGAUAUUUAAGGAGAACAAACGGACCCUCCUGCCCGUAUUAUGUAAUUAAUUAUGUAUACAGUCCACAGCAGGACCGUAUUAUAUAAUUUAAUUCAUGCUUAAGGCAACAGUUUUGUUGUGUACAUGUUUAUUUUAGUUAUUAAAUUAAUAUAGGUAACGUUUUGUAAAUAAACCAGAUCUGAUUAAAAACAACUAUUUUUACACGUA